Messenger RNA from Schistosoma spindalis, 6028 nucleotides. The record is from the annotation of a GenBank genome assembly. NCBI's taxonomy places the organism in Eukaryota, Metazoa, Platyhelminthes, Trematoda, Strigeidida, Schistosomatidae.
GUCGAUCGGCGGGUUAGAGCAACUGAAGGUCAUUCUAGUAGUCGCUGAGGUCAUAUUCAGGUUUGUGUAGUGAGGACAUAACCCUUACAGCCUGUGUUAGUAGUUUUCUGGGAAGCUUAUGAGAGUGUCUAGUCUUCUUUUGAAUGAGUCAUUUGAAGAGACGGAUACCAUUUCUUCGGGUAACAGGUCCCGAAAAUUCAUGACGGUGUGAAAACUUGUUUGCCACUGGUAUUUUGUUCGUUCUUGGCUUCUUUACUCGCCUGCUACUUCCUCUGAGUUGUUUUGUUCUAUUGGAAAAGAAUCGUUACCUAGUAAAUCAAGAUCAGAUAACCUCUUACGAGGCAGUACAGAGUAAAGAUGUUUAGCUCCUCAAGCCGUUCUUUGUGUGGUUAAUCCCAAAGUUCUGGAGUUUCACGGGUAUCUACCCUCUACUAUUUCGGCAUAUACGAGUCAUCUUCCAAUCGGGUUUAAAGCGUAAACUCAGUUUUCAAGUUUGCAUUUCAUAAAGGUCAUGUAUACUGUAGUGAACAAAUUAUAAACCUCUUAGCUGUGAACACAUUAUAGUGGGCCGUAGUCUUAAGAUCAUGGUUCAUUGUUACCCUAAUAUCAUUGUGAAACCGAACUGCGGGAAGUGACACUUCACCUAUCAACGUCAUGUAUUCAAAGUAACUAGUGUCCAUUUUAUUUGUUUAUUUAUUUAAGCAGAUAAACAACGGUACAAGAAAAUACCAAAUAGAUAUGCACCACACUUCGCCGUUCGAUUUUUAUAGGGAUUAGGACUGCUUAGUUGCUCAAACCGAAACAGGUGGUUCUAUUAAGGGACCUCUCCCCGAGCCUUUGACCUAUAGGUUUAACCUACAAGACCAUGAAGCAACGUUAGGAGAUGCAGUCCCAUGGUAGCCGGUGACCAACAAUGGGCUCAUACGCCAUUUGUACCUCCAAGAUCCUGGAGCCUAUGUACACCAUUGGUUUGGAAUCAUGGUUCUUGAACUCCUAGGUGGAUCCUACGUAUUCAGCAAACCAGUCAAAGCGUCGGACAUUCGCUUUUUGUCCUCUCAAUUUUGUAAACAACACCCUCGCCGAGAGAAGGCAGUGAUUAGAACUUCCCUGUUAGUGGCUGUAUACAUAUGGCCAUGUGCGGGCAUUUCGAGACUCCCUAUUCGACCGUACCACGGUAUUUAAGUACAUUUGUCCACCAUAUAUAGAGUAGUACAUAUGAGACAAUAGAAUAUAAAUUCGAUCGUUUCAAGGUUUGUAUCAUGUGAUUUUGGUCAGAAAAGGCCAUUGUAGUUCAGGGACAUUCAAUCCUUAUCUUUGAAUCUUGGAUCAUAGCACUUAUCUUUUAUCCCUUUCACGUUUCAAAAUAUAUUUGUAGGCUCAAAGUAAAGCUAUAUUUCCUUGCACAUAUUACCCAAUUUUUCUACAGAAAUUUAUCCUUUGUACUAGUGUAUUUCGGGGUCCAGUACUAUCUGGUAUGCUGGAAGUAUUGCAUUCUUAAUCGGUUUAUGGAAGCCCUCUAUAGCGGUUUUCUCUUCUAGUAAAUCUUGUAGGACUUGGAGCUCGUUGCUGAGAUCUAUCCUGAAUUUGUAUUAGUACAACUACUUUUGCAUGUGGGGCGUUUCCCUCUUCGUGACUAGAGUACAAUAACCGUUUUCCUGAAGUCCGUCCUUUUUGUCCAGCUUGGUCGGAGUUGUCUAUUCCAAAUACAGCCAGAUUCUAUCUUGGCUGUGCCACUUGAAGGGUCGUCGUGGCGCCCCACGGUUUUCAUAUAUUUAGUGUAUUUAUUUUUAAAACAAUUAGCCCCUUUGAUAAAUUUCGAUAAUGCAAUGAGAAGACGAAGUUUUUCAGAACUAUGUGAUAUAUUAGCGCAAUACAUUUCGAACAAUCUGAUCACACAUUUAUUUUUAUUAUUUCCGUGGUUUUCAAAAGCAGAGUCGGGCUUGUGACUUCCUGAGAUUUCUGGCUUUCGGCAUAAGAGGGAUUAUAACUCCUACUUCAAGUCCUUUCAACUCUCGGAGCAGAGUUAUAUUGUUCACCACUGAUUAUCUUUUUUACAGAAGUUUUCACAAAGUAAGGUUACUAACUCUAACCCAAUCCUGCUUCACGCGGUCUUGGGAUGGGCAGUAACCCUAAACAGACCCUAGGCGAUGUAUCUCACUUAUGAUUAAAUUACCCAUUACUACACUGUUUAAUAUUAUCAAAGCAUCUGACUACUGAGGCUACUCACCAAGUGGCAAGUUGUGCGUCCCGAGAAAACACUGUCUGAACCGUUUUUGGGGUAAAUGAAUCACCCGGCCAGAGUUUACGUUUAUCUGUAUCAUUACCGUCCCUUAAUAAUGCUUCUCAUUUGAUAGACGAGUUCUCAAAAAUUUAUAAAUAGACUCACUCAAAAUAAAUACUCUAGGAUUUAAUUUGUCUUACAGGUAUUCUACUAGAAUUGUAUACGGAAUCCAGCUGCUGUUUUAACGCUCUUGAUUUUGUCUGAUGACCAUCUUGAUUUCUUCUGUUGUUGAAGGUUUGUCGGUGCUGCUUCGAUAUCUGGUGUAUCUAAUGGGGCUCGGCUAUUCAGGAGUUCUUCGAAGUAUUCUUACCCAUCUGUUCUUAUGUUCUCGAAUCUCAGUGAUUGUCUUGCCUUGUUUGUCCUUGAUCGGUAUCUCUGGUUUGCUAUACUUUCCUGCUAGUUUAUUCAUUGUGUCAUGUAGUUGUUUUAUAUUUCCUUAUCUUGCAGCUAUUUCUGCUGUCGUUGCUAGGUCUUCCGCAUAUUUCUGGUUUUCGGCUCUAAUGCUCCUGUUCACUUGCUUGUUUGACUUCAGUGCUUCAGCUGGUUCGUUGUCUGGUCCUGCUUCUUUUCCACUCUUGAUAGAUGUUAAUAAAUGCAUCAUGUAGUCAUUUUGUCUACGUCAUUAAUAUUUCAUAUUAUUAACCUACAGUGACGGCUGUAGCGAUGUGCCUCCCACUCCUUAAUAACGUUAGUUUGGAAUAUAUCUUGUCGGCUCUCGCAUUACUAUCCAAAUAACUACUGUAGUCGGCAAUUUACGCGCAUUAUAUACUCGUUAUUUAAGUGCUUUUCGAAAGCCAGGAUAAAUCUAUUGGCUAUCUUGAAGCAGUAAGGUGUCUUCAAUUUUUCCAUUAGUUGCUAUGCCGCUGUGUUCUUCUGACUUAACUCAUAUAUGUGUCUAUUCUGAUUUAGGCCUUAGUGCGAUGCGAAGACAUGGAGAUCAAGACUUCUCGCCUCCGUCGAAGCGACACAGAGACCGAUCAGGAUAUUCAGAGAGACAUCGAUCGGUAUCUCGAAACUCUCCUAGUUCGAGGUCCAAGUAUUCUCUCUCAAAUAGACAUUCUUCAAGACCGAAGAAUUCAGAAGGAAGGACUCAUGGGUUAGAUCAUUCUAGAACUAUAUGUGUAAGAAACAUUUCAUCUAAGUUGAGUGCUGAUGUUGUUGAACAAUGUGUGUACCGGGAACUAGGAAAGUAUGGAGACCUUUCUAUCAAUGUUGGGCAUUUGGGUGGCGAACGCGUCGCUCUGGUUACCUAUCAAUAUUCUGAAGACGCACAAGAAGCGCUCUGUGAUAGCCCAACAAUUUACAUACUUGAUCGUCCUGCAAACGUUACCUCAUUAAUGGAUAUUUCUAGUGAUUGUGAUACGCGCAAAGUAAUUACCAGCAAAAAACGUCAAGAAGGAAUGGAAGCUGAAGAUAUUAAUGACCGACGACACCUUAUGCACAAUAUUCCCGGCAAAGUAGAGUCCGCUUUUCCGGAUUUUUUACCUAAACCAACUCCACUAGGUCCAUCAGGUACUACAAGCCUACUUGGUAUGCCUGGAAUGGCAUCUUCUGCCAUGAUGGCUGCUGCUGCAAAGGCUCUUGGUCUGAAUGCUGUCCCUGGGGUGUUGCCACCUGCACAGUUGAAUGCAAUCACUUCUCACAAUCGCUUUGGCUCUGCAAACCUUCGGCACUAUGAACAUAACAGAAGUGGAUUCUCUCCUGGAGCAUCCGAUUCAGAAAAGGAGUCAAAAGCUACAAGGACUUUGUUUGUUGGAAGUUUAGAACCAGAUAUAACGGAAAAAGAGGUACUCUCAGCUUUUGAGAGAUAUGGUUAUGUUGAACAAAUUGAUAUUAAGCGUUCUCCGAAACCCGGUGCUCAUUCUUAUGCAUUUGUACGCUUUCAGAAUGUUGAUAUGGCCAGUCGUGCAAAAAUGUCCAUGUCUGGUCGUUUCAUUAGAUCCUUACAUUGCAAGAUAGGCUAUGGUAAAGCGAUUCCAUCGCACUGUCUGUAUAUUGGUGGAUUAGAAUCUUGGCCUUCCGCUGAUUCACUGCAGCGUAUGCUCUCUCGUUUUGGACAACUGACUUAUCUUGAUUGGUCUCCUAGACGUAAAUAUGCAAUCGCCAUCUAUGACAGCUGUGAAUCAGCACUCGAAGCUAAUAGACAAUUAAAAAGUCUCUCAGCAACUAGUCGUCCAAAUUUAAGACUUCGUGUAGAUUUUAUAAACCCUGAAUUAAUCCAACCAAAGCCACAGAUUCUAAACAAGACGGACUCUAACAUGGAAAGUGACAGUCAAGACAAUCAAAUGUCAGAAUCACGAAAUGCUAUAAUUAGGUCUGAUACUGGAAUUCUUGUAACUGCAAAUAACUGUCGUAUUCGAACAAAUGAACAUUUUGAUGGAGGACCGUACACGAUGAACCAGUAUUCCAUAGACGAUCCCGCCGGUGAUAAAAAUCUCACUACUGUACGACACUUACCUUAUGCAAAGCCAUCUUUUCAUAUAUCUAAUCGAUAUCACACAUACAAUCGGAACACACCUCGCUACUCGGACAACCACGGUAUACUCAGUCCAGUAGAUGAUAUUCCAUGUAACCUGAAAUCAAUCGUCACUCUUCAAGAACUAGACCAACAUCUACAACCGGAUUUAUGGAAAGGAAAGUUCUUAUUGAAAAAUAGCCAUUUUUAUUUUCGUUGUUUGAUGUUAGUAGGUAAUAAAGAUAUCAGUCAAGACUUACUGGACUAUAGAGAUAAUAACAGUAAUUCCGAACGACUAUGUAGUCCGACUUUACGUAUUUCACGCCGAGGCACUCUUGAUGCUUCAUGGAUGGCUGAAGCCACGCAUCGUAUUCAUAAUGUACUAUCUACAGCUCGUCAUAAUUUAUGCCUCAUGUUAAUAUUACCCGAUAUGGAGCAAACUAAUAAGUAUCUGGACAAGGAAUCUAAACUGAAUAAUCAGUCGAAUACUGAAAUUACGGAUGUAAAAACAACAAUAAGUCAUUGUUUUUCACUACACGCUUUAAUUGCUUAUUUAAAAUUAAAACAAUCAGCUGGUAUAAUCUAUCCAAAUGAAGAAAAAGUACUACAAGAAUCAUUGAAUACUAGUUCCGAGAAAACAACUACAACACGACGUUCAUCUUUGAUAGUAUAUUUAUUUGCACCAAGCAGUUUUGCAUUAAGCUUAUUAAAACAAGCAGCACCUUGCUUAAGUUCAGAUUUGGCAACAACAAGUGAUUAUAUGGUUCUUUUAGUAUUAAAGCGGUAAUAUAAGAAAAAACAACACACUUUAAUUUCUUAUUUUCUUUAUUUUUGUACAAAUUUAUCUGUAUGUAAGCAUUUUUCAUUAAUUCACUUGUUUAUUUAUAUUGUUAUUCAAUUUGAAAUUAAAAUAAAUCGUUUCUGUGAAUCAUAAUUCUAUUGUAUUGUAUAUGUAAUAAUUUGGUUUGUUAUAUUUUGUCUUUUUCGGUUAAAACUAAAUAAAAAAUAACGCUUAGAUUGAUGUUCAAAAUUCUUUAGAACAACUUGAAUAAAAAAGAAUUUUGACAAACGUACACAACUUUAAAUUGAAAUAACCAAUAUUUAAACAAUAUUUGCAAGUUUGUUUCAUUUAUGUUAUAAAUAUGUAAAAUAAAAUGGUGUACUAAGUAGAAAUUGUUCUAUAAUCAUAAUCAUAAUUUAUAUUAAUUAAUAAAUUAGUGAAAUCAAUUAAUAAGAAAAUAUUUUAUGAAUAAAUUUAUGAUUAGUAUAUAUUAUCGCCAAAUUUUUAUUAC